Molecule: messenger RNA, 3670 nt
Organism: Xyrauchen texanus (razorback sucker)
Lineage: Eukaryota; Metazoa; Chordata; Actinopteri; Cypriniformes; Catostomidae
Gene: ptchd1
Product: patched domain containing 1
Exons: 3
Coding region: 69-2810 (913 amino acids)
Biological process (GO): cognition; chemical synaptic transmission
Cellular component (GO): plasma membrane; synapse
Source: RefSeq, a predicted model, not a curated record
UCGACGUAACGCUUCAUUAUUUCAGUGAUCCAGCUGCGUGGGUUGAACAUUGAUGCUCGAUUUCUCUGAUGCUGGUGACCAGGCGGUGGGAGAGGCUCGCGACCCGCACAUUGUUCCUCGCCCUUGCGCUGUUGCUGCAUUCUAGGAUGUUGCGACAAGUGUUGCACGAGGGGCUCAGGACGUCAUUCCACAAACUGGGCCACUUUGUAGCCAAUCACCCGGUGUUUUUCGCCUCCGCACCCGUGUUGAUCUCCAUCCUGCUCGGCGCGAGCUUCAGCAGAUACCGCAUAGAGGAAAACGUGGAGUACCUGUUGGCGCCCAAGCACAGCCUUGCGAAGAUCGAGGGGAACUUGGUGGAUAGUUUGUUCCCCGUGAACCGGUCCAAGCACACUCUCUACUCGGAUUUGCAGACACCCGGGAGAUAUGGCCGGGUCAUCGUGACCUCCCGGAGAGGGAGCGUGUUGGACCCUCACCACGUCAAUACAGUCCUGAAGCUACAUAACACAAUCACUCAGAUCCAGGUCCCUAUGCUGGGCUUCAACUACACCUUUGCUCACCUCUGCCUACUGGAUGACAGCAAGAGCUGCAUCGUAGAUGACAUCCUGCGUGUUCUGGAGGAGAUGAGGUUAGCACGGGCUUCCAACCGGUCCAUACCCACUCUGUAUUACCCCAUCACCAGACUCAAGGAUGGGCGAGAAGCCUACAUAGGCCACCAGCUGGGAGGUGUCCAGGCAGGUGGAGGGCUAAAUGGUGUGCGUUCUGCUCGAGCCCUUCAGCUCACAUACUACCUGCAAGUGGCCAGUCCACUGAAUGAAGUGGUGGCAGCACGCUGGGAGCUGCUGUUUUGCAGAGAGCUGGAUAACUUUGGAAAAGCUCAUCCAGAGCUUGGCUUGUACCCCUUCACAUCCUCUUCUCUGCAAAGGGACUUCCAAAGGACCAGCCGGGUGUCAGAGCGGCCGCUGCUCUUCAGCCUGGCUGUAUGUCUCUCGCUGGCCAUGCUGUGCUGCUCGAUGCGGGACUGUGUGCGUACUAAGCCCUGGCUGGGUCUGCUGGCUCUGGUGACCGUCAGCCUGGCUACACUCACCUCUGCAGGCAUCUUCAACCUUACUGGAGGAAAAUACAAUUCAACAUACCUGGGCAUCCCUUUUGUCAUGUUGGGUCAUGGCUUGUUUGGCACAUUUGAAAUGCUGUCAUCUUGGCGCCGGACUCGCGAGGACCAGCAUGUGAAGGAGCGGGUUGCAGCAGUGUUCUCAGACUGUAUGCUGCCCUUUACGGCCAGCACGGCCUUGCACGUGGUCACCUUCGGCAUUGGGGCCAGUCCGUUCACCAACAUCGAGGCUGUACGACUCUUUUGUCGAAAUGCCUGUAUCUCAGUCCUCUUCAACUACCUCUACAUCCUCACCUUCUAUGGCUCCAACCUAGUGUUUGCCGGCUACCUGGAAAACAACUACCGUCACAGUCUGUUUUGCAGGCGUGUACCGAAACCAGAGUUACUGCAACAGAAGCCGGCAUGGUAUCGGCUCCUCAUGUACACACAUUACAAUGAAGAGGCCCCAGAUGCUGGACCUCUGCAUGCUUAUGAAAGUCACCUGCUGUUAGCAUUCAUGAAGCGGUACUACUGUGACUGGAUCACCAACACCUAUGUUAAACCCUUUGUGGUUCUUUUUUACUUGGUGUAUGUUUCCUUCGCCCUCAUGGGCUACCUUCAGGUCAGUGAGGGUUCAGAUCUUAGUAAUGUGGUUGCCACAGAAACAAGUACUAUAGCAUAUACCCGUGCCCAGCAGCGCUAUUUCAGCAGUUACAGCCCUGUGAUUGGCUUCUACAUCUACGAGUCUAUAGAGUACUGGAACACCAGCGUGCAAGAGGACCUACUGGAGUACACCAAAGGGUUUGAACGUAUCUCCUGGUUUGAAAGUUACCUCAAUUACCUUCAUGGGCUGAACAUCACUACUAGCCUGUCACGCAGCAAUUUCACUGAACGACUGCGAUCUGGCUUUUUGCUGCAACCACAUUAUGUGCACUUCUCGGAUGAUAUCAUAUUUGCAAAACGUGUAGAUGGGGAAUUUGAUGUGGUGGCUUCACGUAUGUUUCUUGUGGCUAAGACAACAGAAAACAAAAGAGAGGAGAUGUCAAUCCUACUGGACACAUUGAGGAAGUUGUCGCUGACCUCAAGGGUAAAGUUUAUCAUCUUUAAUCCCUCCUUUGUGUAUAUGGACCGCUAUGCCUCAUCUGUUGGAGCACCGCUGAAGAACUCUUGCAUUGCUGCAUUGUUUCUGCUGUUUUUUUCAACCUUCUUGGCAGCUGACCCACUGGUAAAUGCCUGGCUAACUGUGACAGUAACCUCUGUUGAGUUUGGUCUGGUAGGGUUCAUGACUCUGUGGCAGGUAGAGUUGGAUUGUGUCUCAGUACUAUGUCUGAUUUAUGGGGUGAACUAUGCCAUAGAUUCCAGUGCUCCUCUGGUGUCUGCAUUUGCUCUUGGAAGAGAAUCCACCCGUACGCGCUGGGUGAAACUGGCUCUGGAGCGACAUGGAGUUCCUGCCCUUCAGAGCUACUUAUGUUAUGGGGCUGCACUGCUUCCCUUAGCGGCUGUGCCCUCUAACCUCACCCGCACGCUCUUCAGGUGCCUCUUUCUUACUGCCAUCAUUACCGCCUUCCACUGUUUGGCCAUCCUCCCCGUCCUACUCACCUUCCUGCCUCCCUCCAAGAAAAAAAGGAGGGAGAGAAAGAAUGCUGCAGAAAACAGUGAAGAGAUUGAGUGUGUAGAGAUGGUGGACAGCACACGUGUGGUUGAUCAGAUUACCACUGUCUGACCACAUGACCAAAAGAGAGAGGCUGCCUGGAGAAUAUAAUAGAGGGAAAAAAAACACCUCCAGGGGGUGGCAGAGGAAGGCCUGAGAUAUAAGAGAUAAGAGAGCCUGAGUGCAGCUGGACUUCUAGUUUCCAUAUUUAAAAGCCUCUAGGCUUUGAGGUAUGUUGUGGGCAUACUUUAGCAUAAACAAGUUUGAGCCCACUUUUUAAGUAAGGCUUUGUUGUGAUGGUAAAAGCAGUAGAUGAGUCUGAGGUUGAGCCAUUAAAGCUAGGCCUUUUUUAAUGGUAAAAGCCCUGUGCAGGAUUUGUUGAAGCUCAAUGUCCAUCGCUCACAGUGAGGACAGAGAGCCAGAUGAACCAUGUUGCAGAUUAUCACAGAGAAGUCUCCUCUUGUCUGCAGUCUUACAGAAGUGGAGGAGAUCUCUUGCUUUAACAAGGUAUUGAUGGAGACAUACAAUGUCUCUGGUACCAUUGUAAUGCCCCAGUACCAUAUCAUACUAAGACUUUCAUGGGGCACAAAGCUAAAGACCAAGCAACUAUAUUCAUAUUUGCUGUUAGCCUUGACUUUACGGCACCUGAUAUCAUCUCUCCCCUGAGACUAGAUGUGUUGUUGAAACCAUAUAUUUGUCUCUAAGGAUUUAGUGGUAUUAAAAACGCACAAUUCUUGAAAAGGUUAAUAUCUCAAUCCAUUCAUUUUUCUCCACUCAAAAUCACCUCCCCACCCUUGACCAAAUACUGUAUGUAUCAGAGGCAUUGAAGGCUGAUCUUCUACAAAGGGAUGUACAGUAUGAAGGUCCCGGUAUACUUCAUACCAAACUGAAGAACAAAUGGGUGUGAUGUCAUUUCAAACUAAAUCUGGCUA